AUGUCUCUUCUCCCCUCCUCUCCACCGCUUGUACCCUCCUCUCCCCCGCUUCUUCCCCAGCUCGAAGAUGACUUGCCGCUGGACGAAGAUACCGCCGCAGCGGACGAGCUCCCCCUUCCCAUCCGCCCGAGCAGCAGCAACAAAGAUGCUGCGCGCAAGCUGCACCUCAAACGCCAAUUCUCCGACUACGGCAGUCAAAUCAGCAGCGAUCCGCUGUUCUCCGAAGGUCCAUCAGAUGUCGAAGAGGAGGGCAGUGAUCGACGGCGGAGGAAGAAGCACUUUGUUGGCCCUUGGUAUAAUUUGCGGCGCACGUCGACGCAGAGUUUGCUGAAGAGUAUGGCGCGGAGAGAGCAGUUGAGGAAUGCGGAUAGUGGGGUUUUCAUGGGGAGUGAUGAGACGGAGUCGACGUUUGAUGACUUGCCUUCGAGUCCGCGGAAUGAGAUUGGGGAGUUUGUUGAGCGAGAUCCGUUCCCGACUCAGAUUCGCCCUCGAGCCUUGCCUACACCUUCCUCUGAACAUCGCGCGGCUAGGGUCAUUCAAGAGUGCUUGGACGUAGGGAGAGAAACGAUCGAUUUGCAUGGUCUCGGCUUGGCCGAAAUCACUAACCAAGCCCUUCGUCCGCUUCAUCAACUCAUCAAACAUUCACAUGUCGACCUUACACGACCCCCUAGCGAAGACACGUUUCGCCCACUGACCCCAUCCAUCCAACUUUUCCUCUCCGGCAACAAACUCACCUCACUCCCCUCCGAACUCUUUCGCUUGAUCAACAUCACCGUCCUCAGCCUGCGCAACAACCACUUUUCCGAGAUUCCUGCGAGUAUCGCCAAACUCCCACAUCUUGUCGAAAUGAACAUUGCGCAGAACAAUGUCCGUUGGCUGCCCUGGGUGUUCUUGGAUCUAAUGCACUCCCGUGGCGGCACUCCAAGACGCAACAUUACUCUCCGCCCGAAUCCCCUCAUCAUGCCCCUCUCAAACUUCACGGGACCUUCGCCGCUUCCUCGCCCCUCCUUCACUCCAGGUGAAUUCAAAGAGCACCUCAGUCGGUGGGGCGAGACAAACGGUGCCUUCUUCCAGCAGAUGAAGCAAUGGUAUCGCGAGGAUGACGUGCCCUGGACGAUGCGCCAUGAGCUGGAACUACGCCUCAAACUCAGUCGUCUCCGCUUGAAUCGUUGGCUGACAGAAGCCUCGCGAGCAGGCGUCGAACUGCAGCAGCGAGAUGAACAGCUGCUAUACGUCGCGAGCUCCGCCGUGCGCUUCUUCGACGUCGACGGUUCGCUCCACCGCACAGCAAACCACGCGCAGGUAGAGACACACGACGCAGACGAACUCUUUGCCGCAACUGUGGAUCCCCUCGAAAAUGCACCACCGAAACCCUCAUCGGCCCUUCCAUCUCUCUACGAACUCGCUCUCCGCUCCCUCCAAUCAACCUUUACAACGCAAGACUUCACCAACCUCUACGCCCAACUUCCCGCCAACAUGACCUCCACCCUCCGCAAAGCCUUCGAAGCAACCCCGAGCAGUGGUGGCGGAGGCAACGAGGCAUGCGCCGUGUGCGGUUCGCGGUAUAUUGUUCCUCGCGCGGAAUGGAUUGAGUACUGGUUCCAUGGCUACCCGGCGCAGGAAUAUUUGACGCCCGAGACGGUUUUGCCUUUUCUGAGGAGAGUUUGUAGUUGGCGGUGUGCUGUGCCUAGUGAGCUGGGUGCGUUUAAGAAUUGA
Molecule: messenger RNA, 1716 nt
Organism: Neohortaea acidophila
Lineage: Eukaryota; Fungi; Ascomycota; Dothideomycetes; Mycosphaerellales; Teratosphaeriaceae
Exons: 1
Coding region: 1-1716 (571 amino acids)
Molecular function (GO): protein binding
Source: RefSeq, a predicted model, not a curated record